AUGACCAUCAGGGACAAUCAUAAAGUCCACAUAUUCACUGUGACCAUGCAGAAGCUCAGGGAAGAUGAUAUAGAUGUUUACUGGUGUGGGAUUGAGAGAAAUGGAGCUGACCUUGGAGUCCAUGUCAAAGGGUCAAUUGGCCCAGCAUCAAAGUCAAACACACCUACAACUCCACCUGUGUCAUCUGCUAUGCUGAUCACAGAGAAUGCUACCCAUAGCACAAGCAGCCAGGAGAACGCCAACCAGAGCCAGGGCACAUGGUCUCUGUUCAACAGCAUCCACUUCCUGCUUCUGGUCUUCCUGAAAGUGCCUAUGUUCUUGAUUAUGCUUGGUGCUGUCCUCUGGGUCAAGAGGCCCCAGAAAAUCCCUGGGUAG
This is a messenger RNA of Orycteropus afer afer, 375 nucleotides long. RefSeq names its product CMRF35-like molecule 5. Gene Ontology annotation, cellular component: plasma membrane. The record is from RefSeq and is a predicted model, not a curated record. Gene Ontology annotation, molecular function: transmembrane signaling receptor activity. Lineage: Eukaryota; Metazoa; Chordata; Mammalia; Tubulidentata; Orycteropodidae.